GCCAUGGGACCUAAUGCGCAUGCGCAGUGGUGUACAGUCGGCUACUUGAUGUCACGACGUCUUAGUAGCUAGUCAGAUAUCAUUCAAAACAUCUUGUUUUAAGUUGUGUUGUGGCUGAACGGAUUUGUAUUCUCGGGUGAAACUAUGACAGACGAACAAGAAAUCAUGUGCAAAUUAGAAAACAUACUGGAAGUAAGGAACAAGACCGUUCAGAUGCAGAAGAUCAGGUCUCGUUUGAAGGGCGAGUUUGAAUCUCUGGAGUCGGAGGAGAAGCAUUUGAGGGAGUACAAGCAGGAGAUGGACCUUCUGCUGCAGGAGAAGAUGGCCCACGUUGAGGAGCUGAGGCUGAUCCAUGCAGACAUUAAUGUGAUGGAGAGCACGAUCAAGCAGUCAGAAAACGACCUGAACAAGCUGCUGGAGAACACGAGGCGUCUGCAUGAGGAGUACAAGCCCCUGAAGGACCACGUGGACGCCCUACGCAUGUCUCUGGGUCUGCACCGCCUGCCCAACCUCAGCGACGAGGAGGAGAAGCUGUCACUCGAGUUAGUCACCCAGAGUUACUUUGAGAAGCAGAAGGCAGAGUGGAUGAAAGAACCUCAAGAGCCGAUCAUUCCGGAAUCCUUGGCGGCAGCUGCCGCUGCUGCCCAGCAACUGCAGGUCUCCCGGAAACAAGAUGCCCGGCAACCAGCAACCUUCAGACAGCAGCCGCCCCCAAUGAAGGCCUGUCUGUCCUGUCACCAGCAGAUUCACCGUAACGCCCCCAUCUGUCCGCUCUGCAAAGCCAAGAGCCGUUCCCGCAAUCCCAAGAAACCCAAGAGGAAGCCAGAUGAGUAAGCGACCCCCAGAGGUCCGCCACUCCUCCCUUUGACACCAAGCUUCCAAACGUAGACAUCAGAGUUAACCAAAACCUUGUGUCUGAAUCCUCCUGGGUUCAUGUGUUAUUGUUUAGUUUUGUCAGUUUUGUUUGUAGUCAACACCAUAUGUCAGUUGACUAAUUUUUGUUGUUUAAGUGUACUUAAGUGUUUUAAUACUUGAUACUUUGCUUCAAUUUCCACAUCAUGACUGCAAAAAGGCAAUAAUGAACUAUGUGAUAUGGGCGCUUAAAUGCUAAACAGCUGUGUUUAGCAUGUAGCUUGUAUUAUAACAGGAAAAGAACAUUUUUGCCCCAUGAUCUUAAAUGCAGCAUUUUAACCAUAUAAUUCCGUCUUCAUCAGACUUUAGACAAAUGUCUAUCAUGUGCUAACAAAGGAGAAGCUAAAUUAGAAGAAUUCUUGACUGGAGUAUUUAAGCUGUAAGACUGUGUUUUUGUAUCUUAAGUUUUAUAUGCAUGCCAAAAGUAAUGUACUGUAUGUCUGUGAUAUUUUCUCAAUUGAAAAGGGUGACUGUGCUUUGUCAUAGGUAGCUAUUAAUACAUGUUUACACGGGCCAAGGGAAGCGUGGUUCCAGUAGCAUUUGAUGGAAGUAUUUCCUGUGAAAAGUUGGUUGUUAUGCUUGGUUAAAGAGUCAAAACUCGAGACUUGAUGUGGGCAGUAUUUAAAAAAUAAAGGUUGGUUUAUUGAUGUUG
Clupea harengus (Atlantic herring) is the source of this 1564-nucleotide messenger RNA. Its product is annotated as zinc finger C4H2 domain-containing protein-like. Gene Ontology annotation, biological process: positive regulation of neuron differentiation. Gene Ontology annotation, cellular component: nucleus. NCBI's taxonomy places the organism in Eukaryota, Metazoa, Chordata, Actinopteri, Clupeiformes, Clupeidae. The record is from RefSeq and is a predicted model, not a curated record.